Messenger RNA from Purpureocillium takamizusanense, 2791 nucleotides. RefSeq lists its product as uncharacterized. The transcript has a single exon. Gene Ontology annotation, molecular function: DNA-binding transcription activator activity, RNA polymerase II-specific; transcription cis-regulatory region binding. Gene Ontology annotation, cellular component: nucleus; RNA polymerase II transcription regulator complex. NCBI's taxonomy places the organism in Eukaryota, Fungi, Ascomycota, Sordariomycetes, Hypocreales, Ophiocordycipitaceae. The record is from RefSeq and is a predicted model, not a curated record. The coding region runs from base 584 to 2512 and encodes 642 amino acids.
GUCUCCGGUUCCGCCAUUACGAGGACUCUUUUUCUUGCUCUCUCGGGUUUCUUCAUCGACUGCAUCGCGGCACAGCACAGCGCGGCACGGUACCCUUACGCUGAGCUCAUACCCAUCUGCAGAACGCAGGGCAAUUUAUCUACAACCAACCCUGGCCGCAUCAGAGACUGUGCGCGUCGCAGACUGAGCACCCUAGGGAUCGCAAUCACUGGCCGUUUCCCCUCCUUCCGCAGCGAGCAAGCCGGGCACGCACCGCUUACUCCCCCUCCCCCCGCCCCGGCACCAUCUGAUAAGCCGCCGCGCCGCCCCCUAACAUCGCCAACCAACCCAGAGCAAUUGGCAAUCGCGCAAUCUCAUUUUCACUCGCCUACAUAGCUGGGCCAAUCCAAACAACCUUGGACAAGACACGAAUUGAAUUCGUCGACAAUCUGGCUGGUCGCUGCUGUUACCCCGAGGCACAUGCGGCAGACCCGACUCGGAGCUCCGAGGUGACGAAUCACGAGGCGGAUCCGCCCCCCCUCCUCAGCCCACCAAUAGCCAAACCCACACCACCAGCGCUGCCGCUUCCACCACCACCACCGCCAUGAACGCUUCUUCCUCCUCCACCGCUCUUGCACCAUCUCCUGUCGGUCAGCCCGACAUCAACAAGCCCGGCGAAACCGCUCGCCCGCGCAUCGCCUCUCGUGCCUCGUCGGCCAAGGGCGGCAAGGCCCCAGCUCCGUCGUCCGCUGCUCCUGCCGCCGCGGUUCCGUCCGGGACUGCACCGCAGGCUCGAGCCCCUCUUCCGACAAGACAGCCGAAACCAGCCGUGUCGGCAAAGGCCGCGGCAGCCGUUGCUCCGGCGCCUCUGCCGCGACUCUCUGUCCCUCCCGUCGACAAAAUGGCCAUGGCUGCUGUCAUUAGUCCCAGUCCUGCUCCCGAGGCGCCCGCCCCGAAGACGUCCAUGACAUCGAAGGAAUGGGUCAUCCCACCGAGGCCCAAGCCCGGCCGUAAGCCGGCGACGGACACGCCGCCGACAAAGCGCAAGGCUCAGAACCGGGCUGCCCAGCGAGCCUUUCGUGAGCGCCGUGCUGCAAGAGUCGGUGAGCUUGAGAUCCAGCUGGACGAACAGCGUGAGGCACAUGAAAAAGUCGAGGCCGAUCUCAAGGAGAAGAUCCACGGCCUCGAGCUGGAUCUUCAAUCUUUCCGCUCCCGCUGCAUGCUAUUGGAGAACAUGCUCGACCGCGAGCGUCAAGAACGUAUCCGGGCCGAGACGCAGGCCGAGACGCUCAAACACCGUCACGCCGACGACUUUUUUCGACCCCAAAGCAUGAGUGCAUCGCAUCGUCACAGCCGCAGCCAGCAGCCCAGUCCGACCCUCCCCCAUCAGAGGCACAGUGCCUCUGAUUCCCAUCAGAUGCACCACGGGGGGAGGAAUCUUUCCAUCUCCCACAUCAUUACUCCUCCCGAGACUGUGGGCACGAGUACCAGCGAGGCGGACGCAACGCUCACAUGUGGCAACUGCUCGCCCUCAGGGCCUUGCGCCUGUGCCGAGGAGGUCCUGGCCUCUGCCGCCAGCGGGUGUGGCAAGUGUGGUUUCGGCUCUCAUUGCCAGUGCCUCGACGACAUCGCCGCCUCAGUCAAUCAAGGCCAGUCCCUGAAGCGGCCCGUAUCCCCUUCAAACCCCUCCUCGGAUGAAAAACGCCAGCGGUCUGACGGACGCGGUGUGCUGGAGACUGAGACGGACUUCACCGCCAUGUUCUCUCGCCCAUCGGUCGUAAGCGUUCCACAGCACUCUCCGUACGAGUUACACUCGGAGAGCCAGCUUUCUACAGAUUCAAUGCCGUUCAAGGACAGCUGCGGCUUCUGCAAAGAAGGCACCUACUGCAUGUGCGCCGAGGAGGCGGCCGCGAUGGUUACCCCGGCCAUGACGCCAACUGCUGAGGUCCUGCCUCCCAUCUCCCAGCAAACACAAACACCGCCGCCGAGCGAACCGGACAUCAUUCCGUCGCCUCUGGUGAUGGAGAUGACUGCAGAUGGCGCCGUUAAGCUUCCUCGCAGGACGCAGAAGCCGCACAAGAAGCCCACAAAGAACAAUACCAAGGGCUGCGGCGCCAACGGCCCCGGCACCUGUGCCCAGUGCCAGGCCGACCCCAAGUCUGGUCUCUUCUGCCGCCUCAUGGCCGCCAAGUUUGAAUCCGAGUCGGGCUCAUCCAGAGGCGGCUGCUGCGGCGGCAAGGGGGCCGUAGGCGGCUGCUGCAAGUCAUCUGCUCCAGAAAGCCAGAAGAUCACUCUUCCUAGCUUGCCCAGCCUGGGCCUUAGCUGCGCCGAGGCGUAUCAAACUCUUUCUAGCCAUCGGAACUUUGAACGUGCCGCCGACGACAUUAGCUCGUGGCUGCCGAAGCUCAAGGCCUCCACGCCCACGCCCAGUCGACCCGGGACUCAGCGCGGUCGACAGGCGAUCGAGGUGGAAGCAGCGAGCAUCAUGAGCGUGCUGAAGGAAUUUGAUGUGCGGUUCGGCAGGGAGUGCUAGGGCCUGAAUGAGUUGCAAUGAAUGGCAUGGGGCAAAGGUACCCCGAUGAUUUAUGUUUGAUGCGCACAAUGUUCAUAUCAUCACGCGCAAGGUUCAUGUAUAAAUGUGCGGAUAGGGGCACAUGUGUCUCCUUGGGAGGCGACCUCGUCGCGGUCGGCGUGCAAAGCAUGUUUGUAUCAGUAUUUGCAUGGAAAAAAAUCCAGACGUUGCCUACUCAAGCAACCACUGUUUUUAGUGAUGGAUUCUGGCUCUGAUCGGCACCAGCGCCCCUUGCUGUCC